AUGGAGGGGUUUGGGGAGUAUCCGCCGAAUAUGGCGCCUCAAGAUGCGCUCAUAGUACGCGAACAAGCUGAACCUAAUCAUGCCGUUGUACCUUACACCGGUGAGGAUCUCGCGCGACCUAGACUCGGACCUCUGAACCCCUACAAGGACGAGACGAAUGCGCUAAAACGCAAGAAUGUCCUCACUGGCCAUGCCGAGGAGACUUUUCUGAGCGAGCACACGUUUCGAAGCAAACAUCGCGCCAUCGAACGUAAGGGUGGUCCCGAGAGGGAAUAUCAGUCCGGUGCUACGGUCAAGGAAGAAGCAGCCAAGCUAAGGGCGUUGCGACAAAAAAAGGGUGAUGCCACGAUUGCCGACGGUGAUGGGGCAUAUGUUGGACCUUGGGCAAAAUACAAAAAGGAUGAAUACGAAGAAGUUGGAGAGGAUGAAGAACUGGCAAGUGACGAAGAGGUCGAAUACGUGUACGAGGACGACGACGACGUGGUAGCAAGCGGUACUGUCGUCUCCGCACCGGCAGAAGCUAUCGCCAGGAGGAAACAAGUAGAGGAACUAGGGGACGAGCAGACGGUCUUCCACGGCGAACAGGAAUACGAUUACCAGGGAAGGACAUACAUGCAUGUGCCGCAAGAUCUCGAUAUCGACCUAGGCAAGGAAUCCGGCAGCAUCACAAAUUACAUCCCCAAGAAGCUGGUACACACAUGGAAGAACCACGACAACAAGGCCGUCACCGCUCUUCGAUUCUUCCCGAACUCGGGACAUCUAUUGCUAUCAUCUGGCGCGGAUACGACGGUCAAAAUCUGGGACGUCUAUCACCAGAAGGAAUUACUGCGAAGCUAUUUGGGCCAUUCCAAGGCCGUAUCGGAUAUAUGUUUCAACAACGAUGGAACACAAUUCUUAUCUGCGUCGUAUGAUCGCCAGAUGAAGCUAUGGGAUACGGAGACAGGUACUUGCAUCAACAAGUUCACUACAGGCAAGACGCCACACGUCAUCAAAUUUAACCCAUCACCCGAACACUCCCACGAGUUCCUUGCCGGUAUGGCGGAUAAGAAGAUCGUCCAAUUCGACACGCGAACAAGGGAGCUCGUCCAAGAAUACGAUCACCACCUUAACGCCAUCAACACCAUCACCUUCGUAGACGAUAACCGACGGUUCAUGACUACUUCCGAUGACAAGUCCCUACGCGCCUGGGACUACAAUAUCCCAGUACCUAUCAAGUACAUCGCGGAGCCGUACAUGUACCCGAUGACGCGGGCGUGCGCGCAUCCCUCCGGCAAGUACGUCGCGUACCAGUCAUCCGACAACCAGAUCGUUGUGUACGGCGCCAACGACAAGUUCCGCCAGAACCGCAAGAAGAGCUACCGCGGACAUAACAAUGCCGGCACUGCUAUUGAUGUCGCGUGUAGUCCCGACGGCCAGUUCCUCGCCUCCGGUGAUAGCGGCGGUUUCGUCUGCUUCUGGGAUUGGAAGACCUGCAAAAUGUACCAUAAAUUGCAGGCCGGCGACCAGGCUAUUACGUGCGUGCAAUGGCACCCUCAGGAGACGAGCAAGGUCGUUGCUGCGGGUAUGGAUGGGAUAAUAAGGUACUGGGAUUGA
Molecule: messenger RNA, 1593 nt
Organism: Annulohypoxylon truncatum
Lineage: Eukaryota; Fungi; Ascomycota; Sordariomycetes; Xylariales; Hypoxylaceae
Product: WD40 repeat-like protein
Exons: 1
Coding region: 1-1593 (530 amino acids)
Biological process (GO): mRNA splicing, via spliceosome
Cellular component (GO): catalytic step 2 spliceosome
Molecular function (GO): mRNA binding; protein binding
Source: RefSeq, a predicted model, not a curated record